This is a messenger RNA of Parnassius mnemosyne (clouded apollo), 1077 nucleotides long. NCBI's taxonomy places the organism in Eukaryota, Metazoa, Arthropoda, Insecta, Lepidoptera, Papilionidae. The record is from the annotation of a GenBank genome assembly.
AUGAAGGAGGAACAACGCUACAGCGUCGACGAAAUGAUGGUCCCAUACAAAGGGACAAGAGCGGGAAGUAGGCGCCAAUAUCUACCUAAAAAACCAAAAAAAUGGGGGAUGAAGUUAUUCGUUCGAGCAGGCGUCUCUGGUUUAGUGUAUGAUUUCAUUCCUUAUGGUGGAGAAGACACGUUUAGAAAUCAUUCUUUUACUGAAUACGAGGAGAGCCUCGGUCUUGGAGCAAAAGUUGUGCUAGCACUUUGCAAGACCAUUGAGGAUAAACCUGCAGUCGUAUAUUUUGACAAUUUCUUUACGUCAUUGGAGCUAAUUCACCAUUUGCGUCAAGAAUACGGUAUUUUUAGUCUUAGUACCAUAAAAAGUAAUCGUUUGAGAGGUUGUCAAAAUAAACUACUAGCAGAUAAAGUUCUCGCAAAAAAAGGACGGGGUGCAAGCUCCCAGAUCGUCUGCAAUGACACGAAACUUGCUGUUGUCAGAUGGUAUGACAAUAAGCCGGUGACAUUGGCUAGUUCAUUCGUCGAUUCCCAUCCAAUGGGAAAGAUUCAAAGGUAUUCCAAAGAUACAGAAUCUAGGGUGGAGGUCAAUUGUCCUCAGAUUGUGAAGCAAUAUAAUGCCCAUAUGGGGGGCGUAGACUUGGCGGACAUGCUUAUCGCUCUAUACCGUUCAAACUUUAAAACUAAGAGGUGGUACAUGACCAUGUUUUCACAAUCUCUGGAUAUUUGCGUCAACAAUGCUUGGUUAUUACAUAGGAGAGAUCAUGCUGAUCCUAAAGACCGUUUACCUCUCAAAAAAUUUCGGAUACAGAUAGUAUCUGAGCUUUUACAUAAAAACAGAACGAGGGUGACAGUGAGUCAGGAAAACGAUCCUCCUAAAAAAAUAAUUACUCCAGCUGCUCCAAGACCGACUGAUGCUGUACGAUAUGACAACAAUGGACAUUUACCCAUGUUUGUGUCGUAUGGACGGUGCAAAUACUGUAAAAAUGGGUACACAAAUAUUACUUGCUCAAAAUGUAUCCUCAGGCUGUGUCUAGUUAGUAAGAGAAACUGUUUUUAUAAUUACCAUGUUAAGUAA